UGCCAACCCUUCUUUAUUCUUUCUCUCUUACACAUUCAAGCUCAUCCUUAUAUAUAUAUAAUCUCCACCAAAACCCCUUGGGAAGAAUAAGCUCUCCAUCUCCAUAUCAGAAGAAACCGAAACCACCAAAACCCCACAAAGAACAUAGCGCACCAAGUUAUGUCCACCCACUCCUCACCCUUCCCCUCUUGCUUCCGGCCCCCCUCCGCCGACAACCUCCGCGCCGAGGCGGCGGCGGCGGCGCCCCCGCCGCUCCCCCCGCCGCCCCCGCGGCCGCCGGGGGGGAACGACAACGCGAACCUCACCACCUGCCUCUACCACACCCGCCUCGGCCUCUUCUCCCUGACCUGGUCCAAGACCCUCUUCGGCCGCUCCCUCCACCUCAGCCUCCAUUCCCACCACGGCUCCAGUUUCUUGGACUACAAUUCGUCGCCUCUCUCGCCUUCGUCCUCGACAUUCUCGUUUCAGCUCCAUAUCAAGCCCUUGGUGUUUUGGAAGAAGCACGGCUCCAGGAAGCUCGAUGCCGACAAGACCGGGACGAGCUCGAGCAUCCGGAUCUUUUGGGACCUCGCGAGGGCCAAGUUCGGGUCCGGGCCAGAGCCCGCAUCCGGGUUCUACAUCGCGGUGGUCGUCAACGGCGAAAUGGCGCUCCUCGUGGGCGACGCGGAGAAGUCGGCUUACAACAAGACUAAGGCCCGGAAGCCCGCGGAGAGAGGCCAAGUCUUGUUCUUGAGGAGAGAGCACUUGUUCGGCCACCGGGUCUACGCGACGAGCGCGAGGUUCGGCGGCAAGAACCGGGCGAUCUCGAUAGACUGCAACGUGCACGGCGACGGGAAGCUGUACAUCAACGUGGAUAAAAGAAGGGUUCUGCAAGUAAAGAGGUUGAAGUGGAAAUUCAGAGGGAACGAGCGGGUUGAAGUCGAUGGGGUCAAUUUCCAAGUCUCCUGGGACGUGUACAAUUGGCUCUUUGAGGACGCUAGCGAUUCUCAUGCAGUGUUCAUGUUCAGGUUCGAGAAGCAAUUCAGCAAUAAUGAGGAGAUAGGAGGAGGUGGCGAUGACGGUGUUAAUGCGGUGAGCAACCUCUUGCUGUGGUCGCAACCUUCGUGCAGCUUCGGGAUGAACGAGAUCGAGCUGAGGAAGAUGAGAAAGAGCAAGUUGCGGAGCGCGAGGAGCUCCUCCUCCUCCUCGAUAUCGUCUUCGGCGUCCUCCGGCGGGAGCUCCUCGGUCAUGGAGUGGGCGAGCACGGAGGAGAACGAGCUGAGCGGCCCGUUCGUCGGGUUCUCGUUGCUCGUUUACGCUUGGAAGAGAUGAUGCAGAUCCAAUUCGAUUCCAUUCCAUUAGCGAGAGCAAUUUAAUCCCUCUCUUUCGCGUGAAUUCGGUAAACAUCGAAAUUUCUCAUGAGCGCAAGCUAAGCUUGCUCUAUUUCAUUGUGGAACACCAAGUAAGAUUUCAUUACAUAUAGGAAGAUAGGCAUGUAAAUUCAUAGGUAUUCCAUUGAAGAACUGAGAUUGAAGUCA
This is a messenger RNA of Syzygium oleosum, 1517 nucleotides long. RefSeq lists its product as uncharacterized. The transcript has a single exon. NCBI's taxonomy places the organism in Eukaryota, Viridiplantae, Streptophyta, Magnoliopsida, Myrtales, Myrtaceae. The record is from RefSeq and is a predicted model, not a curated record. The coding region runs from base 160 to 1311 and encodes 383 amino acids.